Molecule: messenger RNA, 2220 nt
Organism: Rhinocladiella mackenziei CBS 650.93
Lineage: Eukaryota; Fungi; Ascomycota; Eurotiomycetes; Chaetothyriales; Herpotrichiellaceae
Exons: 1
Coding region: 1-2220 (739 amino acids)
Source: RefSeq, a predicted model, not a curated record
AUGUUGAGCCUCAUCAUCGCUUUAUUUGCAGUUGGGCUUGGAGCUGGCUUCACGCAAAACUCGGCACCAUGCCAGGCUGUAACGCAGCAUCUUAGUGAUCCUCCGUAUGAGAAUUACUUCUAUUCCGAUUGCAAUGGUGACACACAAGCAGUGGUGACCAGUCCAUUACCCGAUUCAAAUCUAUCCAUCAUUAGUCCCCGAUUGGUCAUUGCCUGGCCUGCUGGUAAUAGUGGCAUAUGCACAUUUUUCCAGCCUCAAAGUAGUCCCAAUGGCUCACUCGCCAUCGAAUUGGUCAACUCUACCAUAGGAACACCUUUGGCGCCGGUUUAUAGAACGACACAAAGCUCUGAUAAUCCUGUCGUGGGAGUCCAAGGGGUUCUCUCGUUCAACAGCUCGGCCACACUGACCAUCCCCAUUUUAGGAAGCGUCAGAACCAUCCGUGAUUUCACCGAAGGACCAAGUCUUCUUCGACCUGUCAUUCAGGAUGCCAUCCAUCUCAGAAGGACCAAUGGGACAGGGGCCACGUUUUCCCGACUUUGGCUUGAUAAUGUCACCACCACAACCUUUACCAUGGUCCCGUAUCAGAACUCGGACACCAAUAUCACCAUCACCCAACGGAAUAACACUAUCAGCUUCGGGGCAGGAUUCUACACCUUCACCGCCAGCUUCAACUAUCCACAACUGACUCAGCUUUCCCCCCGUCGAGUCUUGAAUGCCGCAUCACAGGACUUAAUUGCACAACAACCCGAUCAAACGACAUCGCUCUCAUUCCUAUCCUACACGGAAAAGCUUCUUGCUGGAGCAUGGAGAUUUCUCACCUACUUCGGGCGUGACAGUAUGAUCAGUGCCCUCCUUCUUGAACCAGUUUUGAGUCAAGGCAACGGAUCCGCGACGGAAGCCGUCAUCGGCGCCGUCCUCGAACGUAUCAACCGGACCGACGGUUCGGUGUGCCAUGAGGAGACGAUUGGCGACUAUGCCACGUACUUGAAUCUGGAGAACAACAUCACCAGUACUGCUCCUGGUCUGACCUAUCCCAUGAUAGACACCGAUUUUUACCUACCAGUUUUAAUGGCGCAGUACUUCAACAGCAGUCCCUCCCGUGUUCAGCCACUCUUGAACCGGAGAACUGGAUCUCUCGAUCUCCCAAACCGGAACCUCACAUACGCCAAUUUGACCCUCAUUAAUGCCGAGAAAAUCAUGAAUAUUACGGCGGCAUUUGCUCGAAAUCAAACAGCUGCGAAUUUAAUUCAUCUCAAAUCCGAUGAAAUUGUCGGUCAGUGGCGUGAUUCGACUUAUGGGCUCGGUGGAGGUCGGAUCCCCUUCGACGUCAAUACCGCUCUCGCACCAGCCGCCCUCCGCGCGAUUGCGCAAUUGGCGCGCACACCGGGCGUCUUUCCCAACAAUACCGGCGUCAAUACGGCCUCCUGGGAUACGCUGGCCGAAUCUCGCGCACAAAUCUGGGAAGACAACACGCUGCAGUUUUUCGAGACCAAUCUCACGGCCUCCACCGCCCGAUCCCGGCUCCAGGAUUUCGUCGAUACUGCAGCAUUCUACCAUGGACCAACCAACGCCUCCUCCUUGCCGGCCUCGGGUAAUGUAACAACCUAUUCAAUCGCAUUGCAAGGUUACAACAACCUCUCCUCCGUAGAUGUCCUGCAUAGCGACACAGGAUUCCGCCUUUUCUUCUUGAACGCCUCGUCGUCCACGCCCGAGGCUGCUGCACAGGAGACACGCUUCAUCAACGCGACGGCAAAUAGUCUGCUUCGCCCAUUCCCUGCAGGCCUCAUGACGCCGCAGAGCAUGGUAGUCGCGAAUCCAGCACUAUCAGGCUCCGACGUGCUGAUUGCCAACUUCACCAACUCGGCGUACCACGGCACGGUGGUAUGGUCAUUCCAGCUGGCCAUGAUGGCCAAGGGUCUCGAGCGCCAACUCGCCCGUUGCAACGCCAGUAUAGUGCCCGCAUGGUGCAGCACGCCCUCGGUGCAGAACAAUGUGCGUCGCGCCUACAACGUGCUGUGGAACAGCAUCGAAGCCAAUGCCGCACAGCUACAGACCGAAGUCUGGAGCUGGACGUAUAGUAACUCUACGGGACGGUAUGUGACGACUCCGCUGGGUGCGUUACCGCCUCCUCCUGGUGUGAGUGCCGGCACGGAGAGCAAUGUGCGGCAGCUUUGGAGUUUAACAUUUUUGGCCGUAAGGAGGGAUGAGAGCUUGCGAUGA